GCAGAUUGUAUUUGGAUCGCCUUUAAGAAGGCAGCAAGAAGAGCCACUGCUGGAGAAGUGGAGAGAACUUUGUUGAGAAGCUUUUGCUCUAUUAAAAGUCAACAAUGACUUCCAAGGAAGAGGCAAAAUCUUCAUCUGUAGAAGAGAGGAGAAGAAGUGCACUUGAUCAUCUGCCACCUCCUGCAAAUUCUAACAAGCCACUUACACCUUUCAGCAUUGAGGAUAUCUUAAAUAAACCCUCAAUCAGAAGAAGCUACACUAUAUGUGGGACUGCUCACCUUCUGACAACAGCAGAAAAACCACCUCCUACAGGGUUACCGUUGUCCAGCAGAGGACUUCUGUCCCAAACCUCACCUCUCUGUGCCCUGGAAGAACUGGCCAGCAAAACCUUUAAAGGGCUUGAAGUUAGUGUCCUACAGGCAGCUGAAGGUAGGGAUGGAAUGACCAUUUUUGGCCAACGACAAACACCCAAAAAGAGGAGAAAGUCCAGAACAGCUUUUACCAACCAUCAGAUCUACGAACUAGAGAAAAGAUUUUUAUAUCAGAAAUAUUUAUCACCUGCUGACAGAGACCAAAUUGCUCAACAAUUGGGACUGACAAAUGCCCAGGUCAUAACUUGGUUCCAGAAUCGCAGAGCUAAGCUCAAGAGAGACCUGGAGGAGAUGAAAGCAGAUGUGGAAUCUGCCAAAAAACUUAGCCCAAACACAGUGGAAGCGGUUCUCACUAUAUCAGAGCUGGAAGAAAACAGUUCUCUGAAUGGUAGUGUUAAAAGCAGUUCUGGAUCCCCCCAUCAUGGACAUAGUCAUCUCCACCUUUCCCCUUCAUCCCCUAUUUCAGAUCAGCACACAAGCCAAGAGUGUUCAGAGGAUGAAGAAGACGUUGAAAUUGAUGUAGAUGACUGAUUUAUUUUUUUAAAACACAAAAGACUAAUAACUGAACCAAGCAUGGACAGUAUUUAUACGCUGCUCUUGAUUCACAAAUAUCAAAAACUGAACACAAAAAUAUUUACAACGAAGGCAGA
Bombina bombina (fire-bellied toad) is the source of this 1021-nucleotide messenger RNA. RefSeq names its product ladybird homeobox 1 (gene LBX1). The coding region runs from base 105 to 902 and encodes 265 amino acids. Gene Ontology annotation, biological process: regulation of DNA-templated transcription. The record is from RefSeq and is a predicted model, not a curated record. Gene Ontology annotation, molecular function: DNA binding; DNA-binding transcription factor activity, RNA polymerase II-specific. The transcript has 2 exons. NCBI's taxonomy places the organism in Eukaryota, Metazoa, Chordata, Amphibia, Anura, Bombinatoridae.